This is a messenger RNA of Necator americanus (New World hookworm), 435 nucleotides long. RefSeq lists its product as uncharacterized. The transcript has a single exon. Lineage: Eukaryota; Metazoa; Nematoda; Chromadorea; Rhabditida; Ancylostomatidae. The coding region runs from base 1 to 435 and encodes 144 amino acids. The record is from RefSeq and is a predicted model, not a curated record.
AUGAUGCAAGCCAAGAAGAUCAAGUACGACGUCAUCGGACUGACCGAGACAAGACGACGUCACCCUCUCAACGCCAUAUAUGAAACUGGAGAAGAGCUGUUCUUAGGAACAUGUGACAGUAGAGGUGUUGGUGGAGUUGGCGUCCUCGUCAACACGAGUAUGGCAAAGAACAUCAACUCUUUCGAACAACUUACGACCCGAAUCGGACGUCUGCGGAUGAGAAGAUGUGGUCCAACACCAGCUUUGACUAUCAUCGUCGCUUACGCUCCAACAUCAAGCUACGAUGAAGAAGAAGUCGAAGCUUUCUAUAUGGACCUGGAGAAGAGAAGAUCAUGCCUUCUACAAGGUCAUAAUUGGCGAUUUCAACGCCAAAGUUGGCCCAAGAAAAACGCCGGAGGAACUUCACAUCGGAACCCACGGCCUACAAUGGAAUGA